Salvia miltiorrhiza (redroot sage) is the source of this 3275-nucleotide messenger RNA. Its product is annotated as probable disease resistance protein At4g27220. The record is from RefSeq and is a predicted model, not a curated record. Gene Ontology annotation, molecular function: ADP binding; protein binding. Bases 166 to 3126 code for a protein of 986 amino acids. The transcript has 2 exons. NCBI's taxonomy places the organism in Eukaryota, Viridiplantae, Streptophyta, Magnoliopsida, Lamiales, Lamiaceae.
AUUGACACUUCUUCAUCUACCCUAUUUCUUUUCAGUGUUUACUACUCUAAUUCCACUCAGCUUCAUAUUUAUAAAAAUAAGAAUAAAAAAAUAUAAAAAAAAAAUCUGCUCACUUUCUGAGCAUUAUUUUGACCUGACCUGAGCUAUCCAUUCAGAGUAACAAAAAUGCUACAACAAAUUGUGGAAUCCUUUUUCCAAAAGGUAGGAGAAAAGCUGGUAGACUAUGCACACAGCAAAGUGACUGACAUAACAAAUUUAAAGUUCGAUGUCACAAAUUUGAAGGAAGCCCUCAACUUAUUGUGUGCUACAGCAAUGGAUGUCGAGGACAAAAUCGAAACAGAUGCAUCUGGGAAAAAGAAGAGAAAACGAGAAGUUGAAGAUUGGUUGAGACAAGUGCAGCUAAUUCAAAGUGAUUUUCUUCAACUACAAUCGGGUGGACACAUCACUAGGCUCUUGAGUGGAGGCCGAGUAGCAAAACUGAAUAAGCAAGUGAAUGAACUCGUUGAGCAAAGUAGACAUUUUGGUGAAGUUCUGGUCAAUGAUUAUGAUCGGAGGGGGCAGGCAUUUUUGGCAGCUGAAAUGUUUGGUGAAGCAUUUGAGGAAAAUUUGGACACAAUUUGGGGGUUGUUAGUGGAUGAUAAGGUGGGGAGUAUUGGGAUAUACGGGAUGGGAGGUAUAGGCAAGACGACUUUGAUGAAGCACAUCCACAACCUGCUGCUACAAGAAACUCAAGAUUGUGUGUUUUGGGUUACAGUGUCUCAGGUGUUUAGUGUGAACAAGUUGCAAGACGAGCUAGCUCGUGCUAUGGGUCUCAAGCUGUCUGACAAAGAUGAUACAGACAGAAGAGCAGCCGAAUUGAGCAAAGCGUUCUCCACAAGAGAAAGCAUUGUGCUCAUAUUGGAUGAUGUGUGGGAAAACAUCAAAUUGGAAAAGGUCGGAUAUCCACUUGGUAGGGAAGGUUGUCGAUUGGUUAUAACAACUAGGUCAUUGAAAGUGUGUCAUCAAUUCGGUUGCAAGAAGAUAAACGAGGUGAAAACACUGCAUAAUGAUGAAGCAUGGGACUUAUUCAAAGAGACGCUGGGACACGAGAGCGUACCGUCUGAUGUCGAGGAAAUUGCCAAGUGCAUGGUCAAGAUGUGUGAUGGCUUGCCUCUAGGGAUCAUUACCCUAGCAGGAAGCAUGAGGGGCGAGAUGGCCAUUCAUGUCUGGAGAAAUGCACUGACCGAACUGAAGAAAUCUUUUAUGGGGCAUGAUGACAUGGAAGAUCAAGUUUAUAAAGUGCUCAAAUACAGUUUUGAUCGUUUGUUACCAAAUCAUCAACAAGGAAAGAGGAGAGGCUACACAAACUUACAGCUUUGUUUCCUGUAUUGCGCUUUAUAUCCUGAAGACUGCAAAAUACCAAGAAAUGAGUUAGUCAGAAAAUUCAUUUCGGAGGAUCUGGUUGAUACAAGGAAGAGUAUGAAGGCUCAAUAUGACGAGGGUCACUCCAUGCUGGACAAGUUAGUGAAUACGUGCUUGCUUGAAAGCACUCACAAUCACAAGGAUGGAGAUAGCGUCAGAAUGCAUGAUCUGAUGCGAGCCAUGGCGCUGAAGAUUACUGAAGGCAAAACCGUGGUGAUAGCGGGCCACAGCAGUUUGAAGGAAAUCCCCAAUGAAGAAGAAUGGAGAGAGGAUCUUGAGAACUUGUCCUUGAUUCAGAGUGGCAUAGAGGUAGUUCCAUUUGAAAUGUCUCCAAAAUGUCCUAAGCUGUUGAGAUUGCUUCUUCGUGAGAAUCCAUUUAACUAUCUGCCAGGAUCAUUUUUCUCAAGAAUGCAUGCCCUAUGCACUCUUGAUCUGUCCAGAACUCGCAUAAAAGACUUGCCCGAUUCUUUAUCUGAUCUGAAGAGCCUGAAAGCCUUGCUUCUAGGAGAGUGCCGAGAGCUUGCAGCAGUGCCCAACUUGGGAAAACUGAAAUCACUAAGGGAGCUGGACCUUUCGUAUAGCGGAAUCAGGAAGGUGCCUCAAGGAACAGAAAAGCUCCUCAAUUUGCAGCGCUUGUUAUUAAAUGGAGCAAAUUACAUAAGGAUGCUACCUACAGGAUUGUUGGCCAAUCUCUCAAAUCUCCAACUUCUUCUUCUCCCAUAUCAAGUACAAACACCAGUAGAGGACAUUGAGAGGCUGAAAAGGUUGGAGGAGUUUGCAGGGCCAGUCGAAGAUGCACGUGAUUUUAGUCGUGUCUUUAGAAGUAGAAGUCGGGCUCAUGGUACGUACUACAGCAUUCAAGUGAGAUUGGUUUACGACGGGUUCUCUAGACGCCGUAAUCAAGUGACUUUCUACCUCUGUGACCUUGAGAAAGGAGAUGAGAACCACGACACCAUGUCAGCACAAGACAUCCUUGUAUUCCAUCACUGCGACGGUCUAAGCAACUGUUUAGCUGAUGAUAUCUCACGAUUGGAUGAUCCAAGAUCCCUUAAGUUGUUGGAAGUUUAUAAUUCAAGAGGAAUAGAAUGCAUGUUCACAUAUGCAAAGUCAGUAUCUCAGUUCUCAAGUCUUGAAAAGAUUCUGCUGCAAGAAUUACCCGAUUUUAUGGGUAUGAUCCACAGGCGGGAAGCAGGGCCUUCGGAGGUGUUUGCAUCACCUACAUUUGCACCAGCUGCAUUUUCUUCUCUGAAAUACCUGACAAUUUGCAAGUGUAACAAGAUGAACAAGUUGGGGCUGCCCGCAUCAGAAUUUCCGAAGCUCGAAAGAAUCUGUGUUCGGAACUGUGAUGAGAUACAAGAGAUAAUAGAAACAGCAGAUGGCACCGGAAGAGGAGAAGCAGUAGGACCCUUCGUCUCUCUUCCCAGGUUGAGACAGUUAUACCUGAUACAGUUGCCACGACUGUCAAGCAUCUGCAAAGCAAAAAUGUUAUGUGAUUCAAUCAACAUAAUUCACGUGGAGCAAUGCCAAGCACUAAAGAAACUGCCUUUGAAUUUCCCAGAGAGUGAGAAUCAUACCCUCCAUGAAGGAUCGUAUCAUGGUUCGCCUCCACCAUCUCUAGAAGAAAUCUGGAUACUUGAAGAAGAGAGAGAAUGGUGGGAUUCAUUAGAGUGGGAGCAUCCCAUACAGUCCCAUCUCAUCCAGCCUUUCCUGCGAUUUUGGGACUAAUGGAAGACAAAUAGACAAUGUUAUUUUAACUUCAUUAGGUGCCCUGCAGACAAGUGACAUUUUGUAAUUCAUGUAUAUAUAUUAGCAAGAAACAACAUUGCAAACUCAGCAAUUAAACUUCAUGCAAAUUAGCCUCUCUAUUUCUGUUC